Molecule: messenger RNA, 1495 nt
Organism: Vitrella brassicaformis
Lineage: Eukaryota; Vitrellaceae
Source: the annotation of a GenBank genome assembly
GUUUCUAACCAUUGAGCGGGGCUUCUGGUGAUGCGGUGAGUGACAAUGGACUGCUCCCUUUCCGAUGACGGCGAUAACUGGUCAGAUGCGUCAUCGGAUGAUGACGAAAUGCACCCUGCCCUGCGGAAGGGCAGCUCCUUCCGCAUCCUGCUUUUCGGCCUUAUUCUGGGAAUGAGAUUCUGUUUGCCGGUUCCCAACUCGUACAACACGAUUGCCUUCAUCUUCGCCGCAGUCAACCGGCUGGCCACCACGCUGUAUCGCGGGCAGCGUCCAUUUCUCCCCCCUCAAUUCGAGUCGGCUGACUAUCUGAAGAGGUUUGUCGACGGAGGAGACUACAAGAGUGACGACUUCAUCAUCCGUCCGCGAUUUACGGAGCCGCUGAGGCUUCACACGCUUGAUGUUGUUCGUCUGCUGCGACAGGUGGUGCGUAAUCGAUCUGUCAUGGAGCAGUGGGUGCACGCACAGCCGCCGAACGACGCUGCUGCACCACCAGAUGCCGACCGCACCUUCGGCGGUCUGUUCGACGGCUUCGCUUACCAUCGCCACCCCAUCCAUCGACGGGCGGCUGCAGUGGACGUGGGAGGACAGUCGCCACCGCCUCUUGUUGUGCUCUUCGGCUUUUCCAACGACGGGUUCACUCCCGGUCGGUGGAGGGCGGCCGCCACCUCCCUCGAAAAUUGGCUUCUGCUGGUCGCCAACAUGCCCAUCCCGCUCCGUUACGCCCUGAUGAUGAUCUAUGCGACAGAGCCGACAGAUGGGCUGUGGGAGGACGAGGAGGGCAAGGCCGGUGGGAUGGUGGCGCUCUCGGAGCGACUCGUCGAGGUGCUGCGAGUGCUGUGGGAGGGGGUGGUGAUGGAGGUCUACAAUGUCGAGACGGAGCGGCUGGAGCUGAGGACGGUGGUGGGUGCCCUGCUCUACUACGCCGCCGACAUGCCAGCAAUGGGCCAGCUCCUGCGCGUCAACGCAUUCGCGUCUGCGGAGGCGUGCUGCUACGGGUGUGACUUCAAGAAGAAUGACCUCCAAUACGCAGCCGCGUUCCGCAUCGUUGAGGAAGACGACCUCAUCGGUGGUGCAGCGUUUGACCGACGUAUCGACCGGCAUGCGUGCGCCCGACAGACAGGGCCUUCAGCAAGACGACCGGCGUCAAUGGCGUGACGCCAUUCCGGCGUCUGCCGGGGUCUGCGCCGGUGCGAGAGAGGAUCGAGGAGUAAGCAUGAGGUGACUCCAUGCUUUCUGGCAUGUACUCCGCGUGCAAGGGACCCACUUUGUCUGUCUUCCCCUCCCCCCGGCACAACGAGUCUUCAGACGCUUUCGAACUGCAAUUUGCGCGAGUGUGCAACUGCCAUAUUGUCUCCUACCUAUGAACAUUGACCCAUUGAAGCUUGUCUUUUGAAGCCCCCUCCCCCGUUCAAGGGGGAGAGGGCGACAUUGCAUGGUCCACAAGGCAUCUGACUUCACACGAUGUGCCUUCACUGCAAUCACCCAUCAAAAACAG